AUUUGAAUAUUCGCGUCUCACUCACGUAGGCUAGGAAACGAAAAAUGUAUUACUAAUUUCAGCAAUGCAACUGUACAUGGAUAUCCAUACAACCUUUCAGAAUUUUUUUGAAGAAAACUACACUCUUACAACUAUAGCCGGUGAAGCCCGUCAGUUUUUUACGGCUGUCAAACGUAUCUGCCACCCGUGGAACAUUGAAAGCUAUGUUUACCGUUGAAAGCAUGUUAUUGGAGGAUGUUUCGUUGCUCAAGCACUUUGCAAAUGGCUUAGUUUAUACCGGCUAUAACAAUUGUUCAGCCAAUCAAAAUUUUGGGGCAUAUAAAGAUUCCCGUAUUUAAUUUAAGUCGGCCCCUGCAUAAUCUUGAACAAAAUUUGUUUUGAACUGGCGCGGAUGGAAAGUGAUCGAUUUCUUCUUUUUAUGAAAUGGCAUGUCAAUGAAUAGCUUUUGAACGGCGUUGAUAUUCACUAAACACCUUUGAAAAAGGAAAUAUUGGCCUAGACGAAAACUUAGAACAUGGAAACACCAACAAACGUGUCGUGGAAGACGGAGACAGAAGGAAAUGCUACAACUACUGCACUUUCCACCACAGAGUCGGCAUUAUACGCAAGUCUGGCGGCAGUUUAUUUCGUCAUCAUCUUUGCUUCCAUAUUUGGCAACUCGGUCAUCAUCCAUAUCAUCCGGACGAGGCACUUUCUUAAAAACGCAAAAAAUUACCUUAUCUUCAACCAAGCAUGCGCAGAUUUGAUCAUAACAUUUUCCGUUAUGUGUACCAUGCUGAGUGACGAAUUGUUUUUCACGAAGUGGUUCGGGGGAGACUGGGGCCUAAUAACUUGCGGGUUAUUAGUGUGGGCGAAAUUUCCAGCGCCAUUUUGCUCUAUUUGGAGCCUCACUGCUAUAGCAGUUGAUCGCUAUUUUGCAGUGGUGCGUCCUCUGCAUGUGUCCCCGAUAUCAAAUCAUAUAAAAUUGGCCAUUUCUUUGAUUUGGUUAUGGUCACUCGCUUCAGCUGCAGGGAUGGUCUCCAUGGCAAAGCUAUGGCUCGUCAGCGGUAGUCGAUACUAUUGUGUUAUCGACUUUUCCCGUGUUGAGCUAACCACGAUCAACGUAAUAAGCCUGAUCAUUGAAUUGCUGUUCAAUUUUGCCGUGCCUGUUGUGGCCAUGGCCGUGUUAUAUUCAUUCGUGUGCUGGUAUUUAUUGUCACAUGAAGUGCCUGGUGAAGGCGCCAGUCAGGAUCAAAGGCACGAAGAAGCCAUGAAGACAGCCAAGAAAGUUACCCGGAUGAUGAUUAUUGUUGUCGUUUUGUUUGGCUUAUGUUGGUUUCCUUUUUAUAUAUUUGUUGGUUUAGAUAGUUUACAUAAGGUCGUUCUACCUUAUGCUUCAGUGAAAUUUGUCGUUUGGUUAGCAAACGCCUUCAGUGCAAUCAAUCCUUAUAUUUACUUGUCAUUCAACGGUAGAUUCAAAAAAGAGUUUGUGAUCAUCAUUAGAAAAUUUUGUAGGAUUUGUAACUGUUGUUAA
Orbicella faveolata is the source of this 1513-nucleotide messenger RNA. RefSeq lists its product as uncharacterized. The record is from RefSeq and is a predicted model, not a curated record. NCBI's taxonomy places the organism in Eukaryota, Metazoa, Cnidaria, Anthozoa, Scleractinia, Merulinidae.